CCUAGGGUCGUACUUCCCCAAUGAGCACUCAAUGCUAUAUUACAGCAAGGUUCACCAGCUGCAUGCGCUAAAGAAUUUCAGGUCAGGGGGUGUUAAACGACAAUUGAAAGUUCCAAGUGUUCUAGGUGCUGCCCCGCCACGCUAAAUAAAAACGUCCUAAGCAGAUUACCGCUCACAAUCCCCCAUGACUUAAACUUCUUUGCCCAGCAAGCGUCAACUGCUUCUUUUCUUUUUAUAUAACAUACACAACAUUGAUACGAAUUCGACAUCAUGCUUCAGGUUCCGAUCCGAGAGAAGGCCAAUGGUGCCAAUAAAGGCACUAAAGCCGUCAUCCUUGUCGGCGGUCCUUCAAGAGGAACCAGAUUUCGCCCUCUCUCGCUCGAUGUCCCUAAGCCUCUCUUCGACGUCGCUGGCCACCCCAUCAUCUGGCACUGCUUGACCGCCAUUGCGAAAGUCCCCUCCAUCCAGGAGGUUUGCAUGAUCGGCUACUACGACGAAUCCGUAUUCAAGGACUUCAUCAAGGAGGCCGCCUCCGAGUUCCCCAACCUGCCUAUCAAAUACCUACGAGAAUACCAAGCACUAGGCACCGCAGGUGGUCUGUACCACUUCCGAGAUGCAAUCCUCAAGGGUCGGCCCGAGCGCAUCUUUGUCCUCAACUCAGAUGUUUGCUGUUCUUUCCCCCUCAACGAGAUGGAGAAGCUAUUCGACGACAAAGAUGCCGAGGCCGUCAUUCUCGGUACGCGGGUGAGCGAGGACGCUGCAUCCAACUUUGGUUGCAUCGUCUCGGACCAGCACUCUCGUCGUGUUCUCCACUACGUCGAGAAGCCAGAGAGCCAUAUCUCAAACCUUAUCAACUGUGGUGUAUACCUUUUCAGUGUCGACGCUAUCUUCCCUAGCAUCAAGACCGCUAUCAAGCGAAGAACCGACCGACCACGAUUACUCUCAUACCCAUCGUCCGAGAACCUAGAGUCGAGUUUCAUGGCCGACGAAGACGAGGAGCGCAAGAAUGAAGUCAUCCGCUUGGAGCAAGACAUUCUAGGUGAUCUUGCAGAUAGCAAGCAGUUCUUCGUCUACGAGACUAAGGACUUCUGGCGUCAAAUCAAGACAGCUGGUUCCGCCGUCCCAGCCAACGCGCUAUACCUACAAAAGGCACUCCAGACUGGAUCGACCGAACUCGCGAAGCCCUCUCCUAACGUCAUACCCCCCGUAUUUAUCCACCCUUCUGCACACGUCGAUCCUACCGCUAAACUUGGCCCCAACGUUUCCAUUGGUCCCCGAGCGACUAUCGGACCCGGUGCAAGAGUCAAGGAGUCUAUCGUCCUUGAAGAUGCAGAGAUCAAGCACGACGCUUGCGUGCUAUACUCCAUUGUUGGCUGGAACAGCCGUGUCGGUGCGUGGGCUCGCGUUGAAGGGACCCCCACGCCCGUCACGAGCCACUCCACCAGUAUUGUGAAGAACGGUGUGAAGGUACAAAGCAUCACCAUUCUUGGCAAGGAAUGUGGAGUUGGAGAUGAAGUACGCGUGCAGAACUGUGUCUGCUUGCCUUUCAAGGAAUUGAAGAGGGAUGUCGCUAACGAAGUCAUUAUGUAAGGAGGAUUGCUACGGCGGAGGAAAUCUCUUACAGGCCUCUCAUAUUCCUAUGAAAUUUGGGACAGUUACUUGUUCCAUCUUGGGUGUAAUGGUCCUCAAAAAAAAAAGCACAGUGAUACCUACGGCGCGAUAUUCAAGCCAGCCAGAUAGUCGAGAAGUUAUAUAAUGGAAAAUGCGUUUGUUCUUGACUCCCCUCAACCCUUUUUACCACGUCUACUAGAAGCUUAUGCUUAAGUAGGCCUUAUAAUCUCCUUUUUUGCGCAACGAACAUGUUUCU
Messenger RNA from Hypoxylon trugodes, 1867 nucleotides. RefSeq names its product nucleotide-diphospho-sugar transferase. The record is from RefSeq and is a predicted model, not a curated record. The transcript has 4 exons. Gene Ontology annotation, molecular function: transferase activity. Gene Ontology annotation, cellular component: cytoplasm. Lineage: Eukaryota; Fungi; Ascomycota; Sordariomycetes; Xylariales; Hypoxylaceae. Gene Ontology annotation, biological process: biosynthetic process. The coding region runs from base 271 to 1590 and encodes 439 amino acids.